Molecule: messenger RNA, 3160 nt
Organism: Quercus robur (English oak)
Lineage: Eukaryota; Viridiplantae; Streptophyta; Magnoliopsida; Fagales; Fagaceae
Product: homeobox-leucine zipper protein ATHB-14-like
Exons: 19
Coding region: 440-2980 (846 amino acids)
Molecular function (GO): DNA binding; DNA-binding transcription factor activity; lipid binding
Source: RefSeq, a predicted model, not a curated record
GUUUACUUUCUCAGUCACAUACACACAAAAACAAACACAGACAAAACACAUUACACACACUCUCUCUUUCUGUGGGUUGGUUUUUUCAAUCUCUCCCUUUCAAAAAUUCUCGAGAUUGGUGUCUAAGAUAAAGACCACAGUCCCUUCUUCCCUGUUCAAGUUCAAGCUCUUUGCUUUCACAGAAAGAGAGAGAAAAACAAAAAAAAACCAAAGCCCACCAGCUGAUGAAGGAGAAAGUAGGCUCUCUUGGAGGAGAGAGCCUGCCUGAGAACGCUUCCAGCACCACCAAUAACAACAACAACAACAACAACAAUAACAAAGAAGCUGAUCAAGAAGCAGAACCAAAGCUACCACCUUUCUAAAAUCCCAUUUUCACAAGUGUGCUCAACAAGGCCUUAGAGACCCCAAAAACAUCUUCUGGUAUUGUAUUGUUGUAUGUAUGGCGCUUUCUAUGCACAAAGAUUCAGUGAAUAAGCAAAUGGAUUCAAGCAAGUACGUGAGGUAUACGCCAGAGCAAGUGGAGGCGUUGGAGAGAGUGUACACAGAAUGUCCAAAGCCUAGCUCUUUGAGAAGGCAGCAGCUCAUUAGGGAGUGUCCUAUACUUUCCAACAUUGAGCCUAAACAGAUCAAAGUCUGGUUUCAGAACCGCAGAUGCCGUGAAAAACAAAGGAAGGAAGCUUCUCGUCUCCAGACAGUGAAUAGAAAGCUGACCGCCAUGAACAAGUUGUUGAUGGAAGAGAAUGACCGCUUACAGAAGCAGGUAUCACACCUGGUCUAUGAGAAUGGAUACAUGCGACAGCAACUGCAGAGUGCAUCUGGAACGACCACAGACAACAGCUGUGAGUCUGUGGUCAUGAGUGGUCAGCAACAACAACAGCAAAACCCAACACCUCAGCAUCCCCAAAGGGAUGCUAACAACCCAGCUGGUCUUCUCGCAAUUGCUGAGGAGACCCUGGCAGAGUUCCUUUCCAAGGCUACUGGAACUGCUGUCGACUGGGUCCAGAUGAUUGGGAUGAAGCCUGGUCCGGAUUCUAUUGGAAUCGUUGCUGUUUCCCGCAACUGUAGUGGGGUAGCAGCACGAGCCUGCGGUCUUGUGAGUCUAGAGCCCACAAAGGUCGCUGAAAUCCUUAAAGAACGUCCAUCGUGGUUUCGUGAUUGUCGAAGCAUUGAUGUUUUGAGUGCAAUCCCUACAGGAAAUGGAGGAACAAUUGAGCUGAUAUACAUGCAGACUUAUGCACCUACAACAUUGGCUGCGGCACGCGACUUCUGGACGUUGAGAUAUACUACAAGUUUGGAAGAUGGAAGUCUUGUGAUAUGUGAGAGAUCAUUGACCUCUUCUACUGGUGGCCCAGCAGGGCCUCCCACUACUAGUUUUGUAAGAGCUGAAGUGCUUCCCAGUGGCUAUCUAAUACGGCCUUGUGAGGGUGGUGGCUCCAUAAUUCACAUUGUUGAUCACGUCGAUUUAGAUGCAUGGAGUGUUCCUGAAGUUCUCAGACCACUUUAUGAAUCAUCAAAGAUUCUUGCUCAGAAAAUGACUGUCGCUGCCUUGCGACACAUACGACAAAUUGCACAAGAGAGUAGUGGAGAAAUUCAGUAUGGUGGCGGCCGCCAGCCUGCUGUUUUAAGGACAUUCAGUCAGAGACUUUGCAGGGGUUUCAAUGAUGCUGUUAAUGGGUUUGCGGAUGAUGGUUGGUCACUAAUGGGAAGUGAUGGUGUGGAAGAUGUGACCAUCAUGAUAAACUCAUCUCCAAACAAAUUUCUUGGCUCCCAGUAUAGCACAUCAAUGUUCUCAACUUUUGGAGGGGGGGUGCUGUGUGCCAAGGCAUCAAUGCUGCUGCAGAAUGUUCCCCCUGCCUUGCUUGUUCGUUUUCUAAGGGAGCACCGUUCUGAGUGGGCUGACUAUGGGGUUGAUGCCUACUCUGCUGCGUGUCUUAAAGCUAGCCCUUAUGCCGUUCCUUGUGCAAGACCUGGUGGCUUCCCUGGUAGCCAGGUCAUCUUACCUCUCGCCCAUACUGUGGAGCAUGAGGAGUUCUUGGAGGUGGUUCGGCUGGAGGGUCAUGCAUUCUCCCCCGAAGAUGUGGCAUUGGCACGAGAUAUGUACCUGUUACAGCUUUGCAGCGGGGUUGAUGAAAAUGCUGUUGGUGCCUGUGCUCAGCUUGUCUUUGCACCUAUUGAUGAAUCCUUUGCUGAUGAUGCUCCUUUGUUGCCAUCUGGAUUUCGUGUGAUACCGCUCGAUCCUAAAUCAGAUGGGCCUGCUGCAACUCGAACAUUGGAUUUGGCUUCUACACUUGAAGUAGGAGCUGGUGGUGCUCGUCCAGCUGGUGAGGCUGAUCUGAACGGUUACAACCUUAGAUCAGUCCUGACUAUUGCUUUCCAAUUUACUUUUGAGAGCCACUUACGGGACAAUGUGGCUGCCAUGGCUCGCCAGUAUGUUCGUAGUGUUGUGGGGUCUGUUCAGAGAGUUGCCAUGGCUAUUUCCCCCUCCCGGCUUAGCUCCCAUAUGGGGCCCAAACCCCUUCCUGGUUCACCUGAGGCUCUUACCUUGGCACGUUGGAUUUGCCGGAGCUACAGGAUCCACACUGGGGGAGAGCUCUUUCGGGUGGAGUCCCAAGCUAGCGAUGCCAUCUUAAAGCAACUUUGGCUCCAUUCUGAUGCUAUACUAUGCUGCUCCGUGAAAACAAAUGCAUCUCCAGUGUUCACCUUUGCAAACCAGGCUGGGCUUGACAUGUUAGAAACUACUCUUGUGGCCCUUCAAGAUAUAAUGCUUGACAAGAUUCUUGAUGAAGCUGGCCGGAAGAUUCUAUGUUCUGAGUUCUCCAAGAUCAUGCAACAGGGCUUUGCAUAUCUGCCAGCAGGAAUAUGCCUUUCCAGCAUGGGAAGGCCAGUGUCUUAUGAUCAGGCCAUUGCAUGGAAAGUUCUUAAUGACGACGAUUCAAAUCACUGCCUGGCCUUCAUGUUUUUAAACUGGUCUUUUGUGUGAUGGAGAAAGCAGAUCCUCAAAACAUAAUAUAUAUAUUUAUAUAUAUAUAGCUAUUUAUUAUUAAGUUAUAUCUACUUUGCUUGUAGAAACUAAAAGACAUUAUGACAUAUUAGUCAUGACAGGAUCUCAUGAAAACAUUAAACAUAUCUAUAUAUAUGUACGGCUGUAUGUUAUUGUUAA